Messenger RNA from Prorocentrum cordatum, 591 nucleotides. The record is from the annotation of a GenBank genome assembly. NCBI's taxonomy places the organism in Eukaryota, Dinophyceae, Prorocentrales, Prorocentraceae.
CACCAAGCUCGGGCUGCUGGUGGCGGCCUGCCCCCAGCAGGCGGAGGCGGCGCCGGGGGGCGAGGCGCCGUCGUCGCCGAGCGAGCCGGCGCACGCCUCUCUGGGGAGGGCCAAGGGGACGCUCAUGGCGCAGCAGCCAAUCAAGGGACCGCUGCACUUCUCCGGCAAGCUCCGGCAGCACACCCCGCGGCUGCUGCUGAGCGCCCGCGGGGCGGUGCGCUCCGAGGCGCGCCCGGCGCCCCCAUCGGCCGCGCCGCCGGUGCCGGUGCGGACGCCGGAGCAGGCCGCCAGGGAGCUGCUGCUGCGGCGCGCGGUGGUGAGCGAGGACCAGGCCGACGCGGUUUACCAGCGCUUGCCGCAGUGCGAGGGGCGCGAGCGGGCGUCGGCAGCGGUCGAGGAGCUCAUGCGGGAGUUGGAGAGGUGGAGCAUGACGCUCCAGCGGCACUGCCCCGACGACUUCAACCGGUGCUGCGCCAUCCUGAUGCAGUGCCUCCACGGGGAACAGAGCAAGCAGGAGGCGCCGGGCGCCUUCCAGGUCUGAGCCGGGGCGCCGCCGCGCUCCGCGUGCCUCCCUCCUCCCUCCUCCCUCCU